AUGCCGUCGGUCGUCCGGUCUGCCUCUCCCCGCCAUAAUGGCAUCACCAAGUUCACCAACUGCCGGCUUCUCCGCGGGGAAGAGCUGGUAUGGGAUGACGUCUGGGUCAGUUCGGCCACGGGCAAAGUAAUCCGCAGCCAGACGGCAUUCUACGAUGAGUUCAUCAUGCCGGACGAGGUCGUCGACUUGGGCGGCCGCAUCCUGUCGCCGGGCUUCAUCGAGUGCCAGCUCAACGGCGCAUAUGGCUUCAACUUUUCCACCGAUAACGAUAUGCCGCAGUACGGCAAGCAGCUUCGGGAUCUGAACAAGAAGCUGGUCCAGACCGGGGUUACUUCGUACAUCCCGACGGUGACGAGCCAGUCUAGGAGUCUUUACAAGAAGGUCCUCCCCUAUCUUGGACCUUCAGGAGCUUCCCGUCGCCCGCAGGACGGUGCCGAGUCUCUCGGAGCCCACGUCGAAGGCCCCUUUCUCAACCCGACCAAGAAUGGCGUGCAUAAUCCGGCCAUCCUCCGGGUCGCCGAGUCCUUCUCCGACCUAGAGGAGAUGUACGGCGCGGCCAACCUCACUCCGGCCUCCGAGUUCGACCCUGCUCCCUCCAGCCCCUCAUCAUCCUCCUCCUCUGUCCGAUCCAGAUCAUCAUCAGACCCCCUCUCAUCCGCCCCCAUCAAAAUGAUCACAGCCGCCCCCGAACUCGGUGCCAUGACCUCACUCAUCCCAGCCCUCACCGCGCGCGGGAUCCUCGUCUCCAUUGGCCACUCCGAAGCAACCUACGAAGAAGCCUCCACCGCCGUCACCGCCGGCGCGACCAUGAUCACCCACCUCUUCAACGCCAUGAGGCCCCUGCACCACCGCAACCCAGGCAUCUUCGGUGUCCUGGGCGUGGCGCCGGCCCCCAACGACCAAGACAAACGCCCUUACUUUGGCCUCAUCGCUGAUGGCAUUCACCUGCAUCCGGCCACGGUCAAGAUUGCGUGGCACGCCCACCCGGCUGGGAUGAUCCUCGUGACCGAUGCUAUGCAUAUGGUGGGUUUGCCUGACGGGCGGUAUCCGUGGACGAAUGGAGAGGGGGAGCAUUAUAUUGUGAAGAAGGGGAAUGUGCUGGAGUUGGAGGGGACGGGUAUCAUUGCUGGGAGCUCCACAACCCUAAUAGAAUGCGUCUCCAACUUCCUCAACUACACCGGUGCCACCAUCCCGCAGGCCCUGCGCGCCGUCACAGCCACGCCUGCGGCCAUGCUCGGCGUGGACGGUGUCAAAGGGUGCUUGGACGCUGGCGCAGAUGCUGACUUGGUUGUGCUCUCUGAACUGGGGUUCCCUGAAAAGGGGAGUGAAAGGGAGGGUGGGGAUGGACGGCGGGAGUUGGUGGUGGAUGAGGUGUGGAAGUUUGGGGUGAGGGUUUUUUGA
Messenger RNA from Dichotomopilus funicola, 1401 nucleotides. Its product is annotated as carbohydrate esterase. The record is from RefSeq and is a predicted model, not a curated record. Gene Ontology annotation, molecular function: N-acetylglucosamine-6-phosphate deacetylase activity. The coding region runs from base 1 to 1401 and encodes 466 amino acids. Gene Ontology annotation, biological process: N-acetylglucosamine catabolic process. The transcript is spliced from 3 exons. NCBI's taxonomy places the organism in Eukaryota, Fungi, Ascomycota, Sordariomycetes, Sordariales, Chaetomiaceae.